Molecule: messenger RNA, 648 nt
Organism: Saccharomyces mikatae IFO 1815
Lineage: Eukaryota; Fungi; Ascomycota; Saccharomycetes; Saccharomycetales; Saccharomycetaceae
Gene: UBC8
Product: E2 ubiquitin-conjugating protein UBC8
Exons: 2
Coding region: 1-648 (215 amino acids)
Biological process (GO): ubiquitin-dependent protein catabolic process; protein polyubiquitination
Cellular component (GO): nucleus
Molecular function (GO): ubiquitin conjugating enzyme activity
Source: RefSeq, a predicted model, not a curated record
AUGAGUAGCUCUAAAAGAAGGAUCGAGACGGAUGUUAUGAAACUCUUGAUGAGUGAUCAUCAGGUGGACUUAAUCAAUGAUAGCAUGCAAGAAUUUCAUGUAAAAUUCUUGGGACCAAAGGACACACCGUAUGAAAAUGGUGUUUGGAGGCUACAUGUGGAACUACCUGAUAACUAUCCGUACAAGUCACCAAGCAUAGGGUUCGUCAAUAAGAUAUUUCACCCUAAUAUUGACAUCGCGUCUGGGUCUAUAUGCUUGGACGUAAUUAAUUCUACAUGGUCUCCUCUAUAUGAUUUAAUAAAUAUAGUGGAGUGGAUGAUACCGGGCUUGUUGAAGGAACCCAACGGUAGUGAUCCCUUAAAUAACGAAGCUGCCACACUACAAUUACGAGAUAAAAAACUGUAUGAGGAAAAGAUAAAAGAGUAUAUAGACAAGUAUGCCACAAAGGAAAAGUACGAACAGAUGUUUGGUGCGGAUGAUGAUAACGACGAUAUUGAUAGCGAUGGUGACUUACAAGAGGACAGUUCCGAUGAAGAUAUGGAUGACACUGGUGUUUCCAGUGGCGGUGAUAGCGUGGAUGAGUUAAGUGAGGAUCUGAGUGACAUCGAUGUCAGUGAUGACGAUGAAAACGACGAAGUUGCAGUCUAG